Molecule: messenger RNA, 1842 nt
Organism: Angiostrongylus costaricensis
Lineage: Eukaryota; Metazoa; Nematoda; Chromadorea; Rhabditida; Metastrongylidae
Source: the annotation of a GenBank genome assembly
AUGAGGAUCGAUUGGUUUUUAUGUCAUCUUAUAUCAGUCUUCUAUGAUUCUGUUUCCACUCUUAAGCUUGCACGAGGAAGUCAGCUAGUUUGUAGAUGGAAUAUUUUCUCAAACAUACUUGGUGUUGCAAAAAAAGGAGAGGAAAAUGUGGUGGACAGUUGGAGCCGGUACGAUUCUGAGUUAAAAAAAUUACCUGAAUCGCAGCAGAAGACAUACACUGAGGGAUUCAUAAAAGGCCUUCUUGCUUCAAAGUCAUCAGGAUCACAACCACCAAAGAAGUCGAGCACGCUUACUCGUUUCUAUAUAUUCUUGGCUGCAUGUAUCCUCAUCGGGUAUUUGACCGGUGCAAUUCGUGUUCGAAUAGGCGAUCGCCAGUUUGGUUCUCUCUUCUUUUCAAACACACAAGAAGUGAAGCCUGAAGACGUCCAAGUAACAUUCGACGAUGUUCGAGGGAUGGACGAAGCGAAGUUGGAGGUGGAAGAAAUCGUGUCGUAUCUACGAGAUCCUGAGAAAUACUCGCGCCUUGGUGGCCGACUUCCUAAAGGUGUACUACUGGUAGGACCUCCAGGAACAGGCAAAACGCUUUUGGCAAGAGCGAUUGCUGGCGAAGCACAGGUGCCAUUCUUCCAUACAUCAGGGUCAGAAUUUGAUGAAGUACUAGUAGGUCAAGGAGCUAGGAGAGUUCGUGAUCUUUUUGACAAAGCGAAAGCAAGGGCACCGUGUAUUAUCUUCAUCGAUGAAAUCGACAGUGUCGGUUCCAAGCGCGUUUCCAACAGUAUCCAUCCAUACGCUAAUCAAACGAUUAAUCAAUUACUAAGUGAAAUGGAUGGAUUCAACAGGAACGAGGGUGUCAUUGUGAUUGGAGCAACGAAUCGAGUGGAUGACUUGGAUAAAGCUUUGCUUCGUCCAGGUCGAUUUGAUGUACGAGUAACCGUUCCGAAACCUGAUCUUGCUGGUCGUACUGAUAUUUUCAGCUUCUAUCUGCAAAGGAUCGUACAUUCUCCUAACGUAGACCCAAGAACAUUGGCGAAGGGUUCUACUGGUUUUACUGGUGCUGACAUAGAAAAUAUGGUUAAUCAAGCUGCACUGAAAGCCGCCAAAGAGUCUGCCAUUGAAGUUACAAUGGCGCAUUUAGAUGAGGCGAAAGACAGAGUGCUUAUGGGUCCUGCUCGCACUGGUGGAAGGAUACCAGAUGAGGAAGCCAACAGAAACACUGCGUAUCACGAAGCUGGGCAUACGCUGGUCUCGUUAUAUACAAAAUAUGCUAAUCCGCUUCAUAAGGUCACAAUUAUCCCUCGUGGGCAGUCGCUUGGUCACACAUCUACCAUACCAGAAAAGGAUGAAUACCAAAUGACAAAAGGUCAACUGCUUGCCACUAUUGAUGUAAUGAUGGGUGGAAGGGUUGCAGAGGAGAUUAUUUUUGGAGACGACAUGAUUACAACUGGAGCUGCCGAUGAUUUAAAGAAAGCGUCACAGCUGGCUGUACAAAUGGUCAAGGUUGGAUUGCGCGACUUCACAGCGGACGAUUCUUCAUCAACAUCGUUAGUGAAGAUGAGUGAUCUAAGCCCACAAACAGCGGAAGCUAUCGACAAGGAAAUCAACCAAGUUUUGCAAGAUAGUUAUCAGCGCGCAAAGGAUAUUCUGCUUAAGCAUCGCAAGGAGCAUCAACUCUUAGCAGAAGCGCUAUUGGAAUACGAGACUCUAUCAGCAGAUGAGGUCAAACGUGUUAUUUCAGGGAAGAAAAUAGUGCGUCCAACGCCUGCUGCUCUAAAGCGAAGCAAUGAAAGCCGUAUUCCAAGCUCACUCGUUCACAUUCACAUAUUGGAUGAAGGGAGAAAAUGA